GGUGCCGAUAUCCACCUCCCCGCUCCAUCCGCUGUGGGCCCUACUUCCCGCGGCUCCUCCACAGUCAUCAAAACAGCAACCGCCCUCUCUCUCUCUCCAUCUCCUUCACGCCACACCACAAGUGUCGAAACGGAUCAAAGAGCAAGCGACGGGGACGAGAGAGACGAGAGGACCGUCGUCUCCCCCUCCUCCCUCACAACUCACACGCGAGACGGAGACGCGGCCGCAGCCGAGCUUACCCCCGCCGGCGAGUUCACCCUGACAUGGUCGGCCGGAUGGAGCGGCAGACCGCGUCGUCGUCAGCUUCGUGCUCCUCCUCCUCCUCUUCCUCCUCGGUCUGCGGCGGCAAGAAGCGCCCUGAUAUCCUCAACAUGAUCCGGAAUGCAGCCUGUCUUAAUUCGUCAUCUACUGAUACCGGCAAGGGAAGGAGUAAAUUGUCAACCAACAAAGUUACACAUGGAUUCCACCUGGUGGAAGGCAAGUCCGGCCAUGGCAUGGAAGACUACCAUGUGGCAGAGUACAAAUAUGUGAAGAACCAUGAGCUUGGUCUCUUCGCCAUCUUUGAUGGCCAUUUAGGAGAUAAGGUGCCAAGUUACCUGAAAGCUAACCUUUUCAGCAACAUAAUGAAAGAGCCUCUCUUCUGGUCUAGUCCUGAAGAAGCAAUAAAGAAUGCAUACUGCUCUACAAACAAAUAUAUCCUGGAAAAUGGCAAACAACUUGGACCAGGUGGUUCAACAGCAGUUACAGCUAUUGUAGUCGAUGGUAAGGACAUGUUGAUCGCAAAUGUAGGCGACUCUCGAGCUGUUGUGUGUGAAAUGGGCUCUGCUAAUCAGCUCACUGUUGACCAUGAGCCCGAUACAACUGAGGAAAGGCAGAGGAUUGAAAAGCACGGUGGCUUUGUAACGACAUUUCCUGGUGAUGUUCCUCGGGUGAAUGGCCAGCUUGCUGUUGCUAGAGCAUUUGGUGACCAAAGCCUCAAGGCCCACUUGAGCUCUAAACCUGAUACUAGACAUGUACCAAUAGACUCAAGUAUAGAGUUCGUCAUACUUGCCAGUGAUGGAUUGUGGAAGGUAAUGAAGAACCAGGAAGCCGUGGAUCUCGUGAAGUCAAUCAAGGAUCCCAAGGCAGCAGCGAAGCGAUUGACCACUGAAGCGUUGGCAAGGAAGAGCAAAGAUGACAUCUCUUGCAUUGUCAUCCGUUUCCGCUGCUGACUUACCCCCUCAACAGCACUUUUUUAUUUCCGAUCCACGCCUCAUGAUAUGGAUUGAGACAAUCUGUCUGUAAUCAUCUGCCUUGCCGAUUUUUUUUCUGGUAGAAUCUGCUCUACCUACCGUAGUUGUGGACAGACCUGGAACUAAUUAGGACAGUGAAGACUUGAGAGCUGGUAGGUGAGUGUGUGCAGGGUGUCCAUUCCAUUCGCCUGUGCAUAUAUACACCCAGGCCCCAGCGUAGACUGUGCAUCCGUUGACCGGGACUUGGGGGUCCUGUCAGGACCUAGUGCUUGUGAUGCUAAUGGACCUAAUGGUGCGAAGGAACUUGUCGAUAUCUGAUUUGGUCAAUUUAGUUUAUUACAUCGCUCUCAGUUCGUAGGGUAGAUGCAUCUGAUUUCAAUGAAACAUUUUAGUAGUUCAGGCCACCUUUAUAAUGAUGGAUUCCUCCCUAUAUCCUUCGUUUUGUUCUCUGUGUCCUGCGUUUUUUCUACGAAUAUGAACUGUUCCUGUAAAA
Messenger RNA from Zea mays, 1725 nucleotides. Its product is annotated as probable protein phosphatase 2C 44. Bases 264 to 1211 code for a protein of 315 amino acids. NCBI's taxonomy places the organism in Eukaryota, Viridiplantae, Streptophyta, Magnoliopsida, Poales, Poaceae. The record is from RefSeq and is a predicted model, not a curated record. The transcript is spliced from 6 exons. Gene Ontology annotation, biological process: protein dephosphorylation. Gene Ontology annotation, molecular function: protein serine/threonine phosphatase activity.